Messenger RNA from Nyctereutes procyonoides (raccoon dog), 418 nucleotides. Its product is annotated as cytochrome c oxidase copper chaperone. Gene Ontology annotation, biological process: mitochondrial respiratory chain complex IV assembly. Gene Ontology annotation, cellular component: mitochondrial intermembrane space. Bases 83 to 274 code for a protein of 63 amino acids. The record is from RefSeq and is a predicted model, not a curated record. Gene Ontology annotation, molecular function: copper ion binding; copper chaperone activity. NCBI's taxonomy places the organism in Eukaryota, Metazoa, Chordata, Mammalia, Carnivora, Canidae. The transcript has 3 exons.
AGUGACGGCGAGCGAAUCGGCGUGCGCCGGGCCUGGAACCGUGUAAGGUGGCGGUGCUCGUUGCUGCCUCUACGCUUCAAAGAUGCCGGGCCUAGCGGCCGCAAGCCCUACCCCAUCUGACGCACAGGAGAAAAAGCCGCUGAAGCCCUGCUGCGCCUGCCCGGAGACCAAGAAGGCGCGCGAUGCGUGCAUCAUUGAGAAAGGAGAGGAGCACUGUGGACACCUAAUUGAGGCCCACAAGGAGUGCAUGAGAGCCCUGGGAUUUAAGAUAUAAAAUGGUGGUUUACUCUGUAAAUGAAUAAUCCUUGAAGAAUGAAGAAGAUUGAAUAGUUUUGAGAAUUCUUUGAGGAACUUUGAUAAAUGGAAAAAGUAUUUAUAAUUUAUUUAAAAAAUAAAGGAAAAUAUCACUGGUCAGAAA